Molecule: messenger RNA, 2967 nt
Organism: Colletotrichum graminicola M1.001
Lineage: Eukaryota; Fungi; Ascomycota; Sordariomycetes; Glomerellales; Glomerellaceae
Product: rnapii degradation factor def1
Exons: 2
Coding region: 1-2967 (988 amino acids)
Cellular component (GO): cytoplasm; nucleus
Molecular function (GO): ubiquitin binding
Source: RefSeq, a predicted model, not a curated record
AUGUCUGAGGUACAGACUCGGCCUGCCGCUUCGCGCGGCAGAGGUUCUGGACGCGGUGGCAGAGGUGGCUUCGCAAGCCGGGGCGGUCGCACGUCGACCAGACCUAAUGGCGACAAGUACGACUCCAAAAUGGAUGCCGACGACGCGACUUCCUUCGAGGACCAAGGCGAGCUCGGCGAGCUCAAGAAGCAGUACGGAUCCAAGGCGCCCCUCAUCAAGGAGCUCUUCCCCGAUUGGUCAGAGCAGGAUAUCCUCUACGCUCUUCAAGAGACGGAUGGUGACGAGAAUCUUGCCGUCACUCGCAUUGCUGAAGGCACCAUCUCUCAAUGGGGUGAGGUGACGAAGAAGGCCCCCCGCUCCAAGGCUAAGGACUCGACGACCGCAGCCUCCAACAUCGACUCAUCCAGCGCCAGACCUGCCCGUGGCGGACGCAACGUCGCCGACGCUGGUCGCGGCCGCGGCAGAAAUGCCGACAGAGGAGGCCGCGGUGGUGGUCGGGGCAGGCCCUCAAACACAGCAGCCCCCAACGGCACCCGGCAUGCCAAGGACACCGCUCAGCCGCUCUCCGUCCCCACCGAGGAGUCGAACGCAUGGGAUACCCCCAAGACAGACGUCAAGGACGCGCCUGCCGAGGACCCCUGGGCCCCCAAGGAGACCACCGAGAAGCCUGUAGCUCCCGCGACCGAAGCCCCCAAGCCUGCCGGUCCUGCUCCCAAGACGUGGGCCAGCAUGCUCCGUCAAACUGCCGUCCCCAAGCCCGCCCCGAAGCCCCCCAAGCAAGAGCCCGCACCCAAGCCCGCUGAGCCCAUCGAACCUUUGCCUCCUGUCGCUCCCGCCGCCGAACCUACACCCGAACCUGAGACCGAACCGGAGCCGCAGCCCGAGCCAACUCCCGAACUUCCCGCCGAACCAGCUCAUGAAGAACCAGCCCCUGCAGAAGUACCAACCGUCAUCGAACCCGAAGUGGCUCUGCCGCCAUCCAAGGACCAACUCACUGAGACGAAUCUUGAACAGGUUGUCGACGAAUCGCAUCCUCCCGCUACUGCUACUGUCGCGAGCACUGCCGCCGACUCUUGGGAUCCUCGCCUCAAUGCUGCCAGCGCUACCGCGACCCCGAUCUCGGCCUCGCAACAGCAACACCAGCCCAUCCGCCCCGCUGUUCCCACCACGAACAGCGGAUUCGCCGCUUCCGCCAUCAAGGCCACCACCGAGCGAGGAUCCCGUACUCCGAGCUACCAACGCCGCGUUCUUGACCAGGAGGAAGCCGUACGCAUGCCUGGCAACCGCGAGGUUGACCGCGCUGCCGUUCAGUUUGGUGCUUUCAGCCUGAACGAGGACGACGACAUUGAUGGUGAUCGCGAGGAGCCCGAGACCAGGACCCAGCCUCCUGCCGACUCCCCCGUUGCCCAUCCUCGCACUUCUCUCCCCCCUGCUCCCCAGCAAGCUCCCGUCCCCGAGGCCAUCGGCGCCCAGAAACCCGCCCCGGGCCUGCCUCCUCCUGCUACGGCCGCUGCACCCACUGGUACAAGUGCUCCGACCGGCAACGUCGUCGACUUUGCUAAUGCCCCCUUCGCAGGACCCGCAGGCGCUGCUCCCCAAGCCCCCGCUGCUCAGGGUAUGUUCCGCAUCACAUUGGCGCCGCAGCCUGGUUCUCUUCUUACUGACCCGCCGCCUCCAGUCCCCCAGCCUGGUGCUGCCCCCGCCCAACCCUACUCCCGAUUCGGACAGACCGGCCCUCAGGAGCCGUCGUCGUUCCCCCAGAAGUCAAUCGACCCUUUCACCCAGCCGAACCAGCCCCCCUCGGCUUCCCAGAGCCAGUUCGACGGCUUCCCCAACCAGCCGUCGCAACAGAACCAGCAGCCCGGCGGGGCUUUCAGCUCCGCGCCCAGCGAAUACUCUUCCUACUACACCGCCGACCAACAAAACCGCCCUCCUUACAACUACUACAACCAGCCCUACGGCCAGCAGGGCGCUCAGGGACACCAGGACAGCGUGUCUUCCCAGCAGAGGUCUUUCGGCGGCUACAAUGCUUCGCAGGCUGAUAACCUCAGCCAGUACCCUCAGAGCGGCGGUCUCCAGAACCAGUCUCGCUACGGCGGCGUCACCAACGACGCCCAGAACAGCGGGCACACCACCCCGAACCCCACCGCUCAGAGCCAGCAGGCGGCCAGCCAGGCCUCGCAGCCUCAGUCUCACGGCCAGCAGAGCUACCCUUACAACAGCCACCCCUACUACAACAACGCCUACUACUCGAACUAUAUGAACUACGGUCACUACGGCCAGGGAGGAUACGGCGGCGCUCCCUACGGCAAGGGAGGCGUCUACGGCCACCCGUACGGAAUGUCGCCCCAGGGCCCCUACGACCACGCCUCGUCCCCUGCUGCUGGCUUCGGUCAGUCUUCUCUGCACCGCGCUGACAGCGGUCUGAGCUCCGGCCUCGCGGGCGGCGACUUUGGCGGCCGCGCCGGUUCCGCUCAGUCUGGCGCCCAGCCUGGUCUCGCCGGCAGUGGCUUCGGUGGUGUUCAGGACACCUUUGGCCGCGGCUCUUCCUCGUACCAGAGCCCCGCCGGACAGGGGUUCAACAGCACUGCCCAGCCCAACAACACCGCUUCCGCCAACGACGAUCUGAAGCCUUUCGGCGACGGUAAGCCUGGCGCGGGGCCCUCGCCUUCUCUUGGCGGCGCCCGCCCCGGCUCGGCCACCAACACCGCCUCUGGCCAGACGGGCUUGCCCCCGCCCCAGUCCGCUUCUCAGAUGGGCGGUUACGGCGGCUACCCCAGCCACCUGCAGGGUCACGGUCUCCACGGAUCCAGUGGUUACGGCAUGGGAGGAGCCACCACCGGCCAGCAUGGCAGCGCCCCGUUCGGCUCCUACGGCCAGCAGCAGCAGGGCGGCUACGGCAGCGGAUACUACGGCAGCGGCAACCAGCAGCAGCAGCGCGGCGGCUGGGGCGGAAACUACCACUAG